AUGGGAUACACAGCGCAUCCCAAGUCGCGCACCACGAGCAAAGGACGAACGAGAGUCAUGCUGGUGGCGUUACUGUUUGCUGUCACAAUAUCCUCGGUGGCGGCCAUUACGACGACAGACGCAUUAGUGGAAGCAACACACACAACCGUCCCGGUAACGCUCGGUGAGCGUGAGGCGGAGACAACGGUUGACCACUCGGUUGAUCUGAGCGAGGCGGAAACGAAGGACCCAACGCAACGGUUAGAGAUCAUCAAGCAGAUUCGCAAGGUAAACCAAGAUGGCUCCUACACGGUCGGAUACGAAGCGGAGGACGGUACGUUCAAGAUCGAAAGUCGGGAUGUGCUGGGUAAUAUCAAGGGUACGUACGGGUACAUCGAUGCGAACGGUGACAUUAAGCGCGUAUCGUACGGUGGCCAGCCGACCCAAACCAUCCCGAUGGUAUCCACGCCACCAACGACCGAGGAAGAAAUAGUCCACAUUCCUCCAAGGUUUAACCGCACGCAGCAUCUGCUGAUGCCGACCACACGCCGCCCACCAAACUACCAUCCACCGCAACAGCUACAGCACCAUCAGCAUCUGCACCACAAUCCACAGCACGCAAGCACGCUUCGUCCAAGCGUCAUACAGACCAUACCACGCAAACGUCACGGCUACUCGUCGUCCUCUACCACGGCGACUCCACCAACGAGCACCUUGAGCACGACGCUCGCUAUGAACGGCGGUGGUGGUAGUAGCACGUCCACCACGUCAACCUCCACCACUACCACCGAGGCCUCAGUCACGUCGGCCGCCACCGAAACGGGCGGCCAUUUGGCAGCAUCCUUUGGCGAACCUACCGCAGCAUCGACACAUACCUCUACGCUGCACACCAAACCCGGCACGCUGCUUAUCAUCCGUCCAACACCACUGCCCUACCAGUCGGGCAAGACCGCCGAACAGCUGGCCCGUCCCGAACGGCUCGAAGCGGGCAAGUACACGCACGCACCAUCGCCUUCGAAAAAACCCGUCCGUGGUAACUUCCUGCGCCGCCAGCUAGCAGCACCCGCUGUCAGCGAAUCCGGCGAACAGUACGAAGCUCAACCGCAGCAAAUCGUUUACGGCCAGUCGGCCGCGGACGGUGAGCUUAGUAGCAUCUUUGCCGGUGGUGCGAAGCCCCUCUACACGACCCAUCCAACACCGCGUAUACCGGCCGCCGUACUAGCCGCUCGGCAGCGUGCCGCCCACAUCCAAAGCGUGCUCCAGGGACAGUCACAGCCCUCCCAAGGUGGACUCCCCGAGCGGCUAACAACGGAGCGCGUGUACGUGAAGCAACCGGCGCGUCCCCAACCAUCCAACGGUAACCGACACGAGCCGGCUCCAAUACUGUACGAAACCUCAACCGAACCGAGCUCCGAACACAGCUACGUUACCGAUGGUCCAGCAUCGUCCUCCGUAGUGCAGAUACCGGCGGCCAACCGUGUGCUGGCGGCUAACGAAGCUGAAGCACACGCCGAGGAGCGUCGUCCCAUCUUUCGUCCACGACCGAUAGAAUUCCGUCCGCGUGAUGAUAAUCCCUCACCUGCAACGGGUCGGUUCCGCACACCGUACGGACUCCCACCACCAUAUGCACGGUCGUUCACACCACUUCCACCACCGCAGGACUCACCGUACGGUGGGCGUGUGGUGCCGGACGUUGACGAUAAGGACCGCGAAGUGGACGAACCUCAGCAGCAACAUCUGAACAGCAUUCUACCAUAUAGACAGCAGCGCCGUCUGAAUGGUGGUCUUAACCUACCGCCAGCAGAUCCAGCAUACCAGCAACAGCAACCACUCAGUGCGACUCAGCAGCAGCAGAACUCCUACCCCAUCCCGAUCCCAUACAACCCGGGACAGUAUCCACCACACCUAGGGGGCGGUGGUCGACUACCUUCCAGCCCGUACUACUACGACAUCCCACCGGAGCGUCCCCUAACGGCGCGUGACUUUGAGCGUAUUCUGCAGGUGCUUAUCUUCCGCCAUCAGCAGCAGCAGGUCGCUCAGCAGGUAUCGCGGUACCGUCUUGGAGGAGGCUAUGGUGGCUACAAUGGUGGGUUCCCGUACAAUCCUUACUUCCCCGGACCAUCCGCUGCACCGUACGGGUUAGGAGGGCCAUAUCUCGGCGGAGGCUAUCCCCAGCAGCAGAUCCCCCGUCCACCGCUACCCUUCCCAUACGGUGGUGGACCGUACGAUGGGCAGGGCUAUCAGAACCCGCUCUACAGUCCAUCGGCACCGAGCGCAAACGUGCGUGGCGGUGUUGACGGUGGUCAACCCGAUCCAGACGCAGGUGGGUAUGGGACAGCUCUACCAGCCGCAGCACGUCGCAACGGUCAGUACUAUCAGCCUCCACUGGAUGCAGGUUCUUCGUCCGCUGGCUCACUCCGCUCUGCCGACUAUCUUCCGCCGGAGGUACGCGAAAGUCUCCUCUACCGUAUGCUGAUGCUCGCGAUUCAGGCACCUGGUGCCGGUGAUGUAUUACCACUGGCCGCUCCAACCGGACCCUCCAACCAGCAGAUUCCACUACACCAUCUGCAGGGUGCGUCCUCAAUGCCACGACCCCAAGCACAACCAAACCACCGGGAACAGAGCCACGCUGGGCAGGGUCGUCCGGAUGGGCAGAGCACAGUAACGGCGGCUGCCACCAUGCUACCAAUGUACAGCAAAAAACCCGUACGAAGUGUACAAAUACUUGGCGAAGAGUAA
Anopheles maculipalpis is the source of this 2718-nucleotide messenger RNA. RefSeq lists its product as uncharacterized. Bases 1 to 2718 code for a protein of 905 amino acids. NCBI's taxonomy places the organism in Eukaryota, Metazoa, Arthropoda, Insecta, Diptera, Culicidae. The transcript has 2 exons. The record is from RefSeq and is a predicted model, not a curated record.